Messenger RNA from Suillus plorans, 1965 nucleotides. Its product is annotated as P-loop containing nucleoside triphosphate hydrolase protein. The record is from RefSeq and is a predicted model, not a curated record. Gene Ontology annotation, cellular component: spliceosomal complex; intracellular anatomical structure. Gene Ontology annotation, molecular function: RNA binding. Lineage: Eukaryota; Fungi; Basidiomycota; Agaricomycetes; Boletales; Suillaceae. The transcript has 9 exons. Bases 1 to 1965 code for a protein of 654 amino acids.
AUGACUUUGAUUGUAAUCCUAAGAUCCUUUGAAAGUACCAGAAGUACGGACGACAAAAUCUCUGCCCUGCGUCAGAAGACUAAAGAGGACCCACAUGAUGAUCAAGGGAAAACUAAUUCAAGCACUCUCGAUGGUGCAGGUGCCUCGAGGAACUUCGGUUAUGUCCCCCGAGAAGUAACCGCAGAUCAAGAACACGACAUAAACCCGUUCACAAAUCAGCCCCGUAGUGCACAAUACAAAAAGAUCCUUGAAUCCCGCAAAAAGCUCCCCGUGUUUGCACAUAUGGCCGAGUUCUAUAAGAUGUUCAACAAACACCAAAUCAUCAUCAUGGUCGGCGAGACCGGCUCAGGCAAGACCACACAAAUACCCCAGUUCGUCGCCUACUCAGAUCUUCCGCACACCAAGAACAAGAUUGUGGCAUGCACUCAGACCCGCAGAGUUGCCACCACAGCUGUAGCGGAACGCGUGGCAGACGAGAUGGACGUCCAACUCGGCCACCAAGUCGGUUACUCGAUACGUUUCGAAGACAUGACUGAGCCCGGCACCACCUUCCUCAAAUACAUGACUGACGGAAUGCUCCUCCGCGAAGCCAUGAAUGACCCUGAUCUUACCUGCUACUCCACCAUCAUCCUCGACGAUGCCCAUGAACGCACCCUCGCUACCGACAUCCUCAUGAGCAUGCUCAAAACUCUUGCCCAACGACGUUCAGACCUCAAGCUCAUCGUCAUGUCCGCCACUCUGGACGCUCUCAAGUUCCAGAGGUACUUCGCUAUCUCUAGUAGCACCCUCGCGCCACUCUUUAGGGUCCCCGGCCGUGCAUACCCUGUUGAAGUGUUCUAUACCCAGGUGCCGGAGCCGUACUAUCUCGAGGCUGCCAUCCGCACGGUGCUCAUGGUCCAUUACACCGAGAAACCGGGAGACAUCUUGUUGUUCCUGACGGGUGAGGAGGAGAUAGAAGACGCGUGUCUCAAGAUUCCGUUGUACUCCCGGCUACCGCCUCAACAGCAGCAGCGCAUCUUCGACCCGCCACCCACAGCAAGUAGUCCGGAUGGCCCACCAGGACGCAAGGUCGUCGUGAGCACGAAUAUUGCAGAGUCGUCGCUGACGAUCGACGGGAUUGUGUACGUCGUGGACCCGGGGUUUUCGAAGCAGAAAGUAUACAACCCGCGUACCCGCGUGGAGAGCUUACUUGUGAGCCCAAUCUCCAAGGAGUCUGCACAGCAACGUGCGGGCCGUGCCGGGCGAACGAGGCCGGGCAAAUGCUUUAGGUUGUACACGGAGAAUGACUUCAAGUCGGAGCUCGAGGAGCACACACAUCCUGAAAUUCUGAAGAGUAAUUUAGCGAACACGGUACUGGUGCUUGUCAAGGCAGGGAUUAAGUCAUUGUUGAGGGCGCUGGAGCUAUUGAAUUACCUCUCAGCAUUGGAUGAUGACGGGAACCUCACGGCACUUGGGAGUAUCAUGGCUGAAUUUCCUCUAGAUCCCCAGCUCUCAAAGAUGCUGAUCGUCAGCCCAGAGUUUAAAUGUAGCAACGAGAUAUUGUCGAUCACUGCAAUGUUGUCAGUGCCAAAUGUAUGGCUACGGCCAAGUAACAAGCGAGAAGAGGCGGAUGCUGCAAAGGUGCUGCUUACCGUCCCCGGUGGGGACCACCUAAUGCUUCUGAAUGUGUACAACAACUAUAUUCAAAACCAACACGAUAAAGCGUGGACAUGGACAAACUACCUUUCUGCUCAAGCGCUGAUACAAGCAGAAAACGUGCGCGAGCAACUGAAACGGACAAUGGAGCGGUUUGAGCUAGAGCUUGUGAGCGUGCAAGAUCAGAAGCAGUCGACGGCGAUUGGGCAGGCGCUGUGCUGUGGCUUUUUUAUGCAAGCCGCAUACAAAGUGGGAAAAAUAGGGCAUUAUAUGACAUUCAAGGACAAUCAGGCGCAUUAUUUUGGCUUUGAGUUGUGGUUGGCGUGCUGA